UAUAUGUAAGAGAUUUCAAAUAUAAUUUGAAGAUUUUUUUUUUUUUUCCCGGGGGGGAGAAAAAGCGAAUUAAAUAAUUCUUAAAUUAUAAAUUUUUAGUAAUUAUAGUUUCUUUUAAGAUUAUUUGUGAUGAGGGUAUUAUUAUUUUAUUAUAUGAAAAAUUAAUGUAACUUCAAAUAAGCGAAUCCUUGAAGGUUGAAACGAUCAGUGCAACUUGCCAAUUCAUGGUGAUUUCUCAAAGGUAUACAGUAUCCAAUGCUUUUCUUUUUCCUCUUUUUGGUUCUCGGUGGGAGAUAACGAUUUCCCUUUAUUUUCUCUAUAAUACUUUGUUAUUUAUUAUUAUUAUUAUUAUUUUUAAUCUAGAAAGUGUAAUUCACUUCGCUGAUAGAUUUAACAUCCUGAGUGUUUUAUAUUUGUAAUUCACUUCACUUACAGGUUCAAGUUGAAUUUGGUAUAUUCUGUUAGUUAUCUCUUUGUUUGGUGUUUUUUUCAGUCUUUGCUUCGUUUUAAAAUUGAAUUUUGGACCUCUUACCUUCAGUUUGUUAAUUCUGUAGAGUCAGCACUGGCAUGUCAAAUUCUUUCUACUGUUUCUGCUGGUUUUUGAUAGAGUUACAACCUGUAAUUGCUUCACCAACACAUUUUAUCUUUUUCCAAAUUCUUCGACAGGGGAUCGCAUUUUUAGCAUGUACCCAAGUUGAAAUGACACCUGUGAUGGCUAUUGAGUUCCUUUCCAGGGUGGCUGAUGUCCUGUCUGAUUACCUUCGAAGACUAAACGAAGACUUGAUAAAAGAUACCUUUAUGAGAUUAUUCAAGUCUUGCUGCAAAAUAGCUAGGAAAUCGUACGACAAGUUGAGACAAUAUCUGUCGUGUAUUUUUGUUGGGCUUUCGAAGCAGUGGAUUGUUUAUUGUAGGCCCAUUUCAGUAACAUAAUGGCAUAACAAGCCGUGUUCUCAACUCCAUUCAGUUG
This is a messenger RNA of Ziziphus jujuba (common jujube), 967 nucleotides long. RefSeq names its product AP-3 complex subunit mu-like. NCBI's taxonomy places the organism in Eukaryota, Viridiplantae, Streptophyta, Magnoliopsida, Rosales, Rhamnaceae. The transcript is spliced from 3 exons. The coding region runs from base 568 to 930 and encodes 120 amino acids. The record is from RefSeq and is a predicted model, not a curated record.